Molecule: messenger RNA, 1464 nt
Organism: Baudoinia panamericana UAMH 10762
Lineage: Eukaryota; Fungi; Ascomycota; Dothideomycetes; Mycosphaerellales; Teratosphaeriaceae
Exons: 2
Coding region: 1-1464 (487 amino acids)
Biological process (GO): spliceosomal complex disassembly
Cellular component (GO): U2-type post-mRNA release spliceosomal complex
Source: RefSeq, a predicted model, not a curated record
AUGAAGAAAAGCUUUGGCACGAAGCGUGUUCCUCGGAAAGUAGGACAGGCUGAGAGCGAUGCGCUGGCGGAGGAGGCAGGGGUUACGGCAGAAGAAACAAGCUUGAAACGGCCUGUUGUAAAGCCGCGCAAGUCGGCCAACCUCCGGACAAGCUUCAAGCCUUCCGCAGCUUCGGACGACGAUGGCGAUGGCGAAACGCCUGCCAGCAUCGUCAGGCCUAAGCGUUCGAAUGUCUCACGUCUAGCGAUCCAGCGGAAUGCGUCCCAGCGUCUGUACGAUCUGCCACCACGGCCAUUCUCAGAUGCGGACGAUGACAGGCCAAGCUACAGCGCAGAGUCUUUGCAGGCGCUGAAGGAAAGCACUCCAGCGACGCCUCAGGACUUUGGCGACUCCGAUGCAGCCGUGCAAGAUGUCGCGCAAAGCACGCAAGCGCUGGAUCUCACCUCCAAGUUUGGCUCGUCUCUAGCCCGCUACCAGCAGCCUUCCGCCAUCCCCUCCACGGCAGAGAUCGAGGAGAAGAAAGCACGGCGCGCUAGGCUAGCCAAAGAACAACAAGCGGAAGAGUACAUAUCCCUCGAUCCAGACGAUCCGGGUCUGGAUGACGAAGAUCUGGACGAUAAUGUAGAGAGAGAUAUGAAUGGCCGUCUUGUGCUGAAGGAGAAAGACAAGUACAAUCGAGCCGAGAGCCGGCUCGUGCGAGAUGAUGAGGACAUCAUGGAGAACUUCGACGACUUCACGGAAGACGGCAAGAUGCAACUUGGUCGUAAGGCAGAGAAGGAGGCAGAGAAGCGAAGACGGGAGGAGAUGGCGGCACAGAUUGCAGCAGCUGAAGGUGAUGGUUCAGACGCAGAAGACAAGAGUGAUUCGGAUACCAGCGAGAAAGAACGCAACGCCGCUUUCGAAGCCGCGCAGACCAGACACGGCACAUACGGCACCGCCAACGUAGUAUCGACGGAUCCGUACGAGCAUCUCCGCCCAAAGACGCCGCCUGUCAUCACGCCAUUGCCGACACUCGACGGUGUCAUUGCUCGUUUGCGAAAGCAGGUUGCAGAGAUGCAGUCGAGACGGCUGCGGAGGCUGCAGGAGAUGGAGGCGCUGCAGCGGGAGAAGGUGCGGUUGGGAGAGGAGGAAGUGAGGAUUCAGAAGGCAUUAAGGGAGACGGCGGAGAAGUUUAGGUUGUUGAGGGCGGAGAAGGGGAUUAAGCAGGUUGGGGCGGUGGGGGUGGAGGCGCCGGCUGGGUUGCUGGAGGCACCUGUGCUUGGUGGGGAGGGGCAGGCUGAUGAGGAUGAGGAGCAGGAUGGGCAGGCGGAUGAUGCAGAACGGAACAACGACGUUGACGUUGAUGAGGAGCUACCAGAUGGGCCUGGCCUUACUCGUGCUGAUGAUGGCUGGGUUGGGAUGGGUCCUACAGCAGGGUUGGGCUCAGGCAUGGCACAACGGCCGGCCGAAGAAGAUGACUGGUAG